Nannospalax galili (Upper Galilee mountains blind mole rat) is the source of this 894-nucleotide messenger RNA. Its product is annotated as taste receptor type 2 member 136-like. The record is from RefSeq and is a predicted model, not a curated record. Gene Ontology annotation, cellular component: membrane. Gene Ontology annotation, biological process: G protein-coupled receptor signaling pathway; detection of chemical stimulus involved in sensory perception of bitter taste; sensory perception of taste. Bases 1 to 894 code for a protein of 297 amino acids. Lineage: Eukaryota; Metazoa; Chordata; Mammalia; Rodentia; Spalacidae. Gene Ontology annotation, molecular function: G protein-coupled receptor activity; bitter taste receptor activity. The transcript has a single exon.
AUGGCAGAAAUUGCUCUUGGAACUUUUGCUAAUGUCUUCAUUGCAUUGGUGAACUGUACUGACUACCACAAGAGGAAAAAGAUUUCCCUAGCUGAUCAAAUUCUCACUGCUCUCGCUGUCUCCAGGAUUGGUCUGCUUUUGGUAAUAUUAACAAAUUUUUGUUCACCCAUGAUUAAUCCAGUUUUAUAUGCUAAGGAGACAAGAUGUAUUAUUUCCUUUAUCUGGGCAAUAACCCACCAUUUGAACACCUGGCUUGCAACUGUACUUAGCAUAUUUUAUUUGCUCAAGAUAGCCAAUUUCUCUAACCUUAUUUUUCUUCACUUAAAGAGGAAAGUUAAGAAUGUCAUUAUAGUUGCAAUUUUGGCAAAUUUCCUGUUCAUGAUUCAUAUUCUUAUGAUGAAAAACAUAUGUGAGGUAAUCAAAGGGAAUGAACAUGAAAUCUACUUGUUAAAUAAGACCAAACUGAGUAACAUGGUAAACCUUACUCUUAUGAGUAUAUUCACUCUAGACAAUGUCAUUCCUUUUAUUACAUCCCUGAUCUGCUUUCUGCUGUUAAUCUACUCUCUGUGUAAGCAUCUUAGGACAAUGAAGAUCUAUGGAAAAGGAACCCAAGAUGCCAGUACUAUGGCCCACACGAAGGCUUUGCAAACUGUGGUCUCCUUUCUGUUGUUAUUUGCUUUAUUCUUUUUGACUGUAACGGUGUCAGGUUGGAAUUAUAAGACAUCUCUGAGUGAGCCCAUCCACUUGAUUUGCCAGGCUAUUGGAAUUUUAUACCCCUCAAGCCAUUCGUUUAUCCUAAUAUGGGGAAACAAGAAACUCAAACAAGCAUUUACAUUGGUAAUGAUGAAGGUGAAGUUCUGGCUGAGAGAAGGAAAAACCUUCUUCAAUCGAUAA